Molecule: messenger RNA, 1413 nt
Organism: Clonostachys rhizophaga
Lineage: Eukaryota; Fungi; Ascomycota; Sordariomycetes; Hypocreales; Bionectriaceae
Source: the annotation of a GenBank genome assembly
AUGUCUGUACUCAACGGAUCAUAUCUUGCCCGCUACGCCGCCAUGGCUAUCAGCGCCGCCAACCUUGCCAAUCUUCGAGGGACGUUUGUAUACGACUCUCCCCUGCAGAGCGGAUAUUCCUGGAUACCAGAUUCUAGGCAUCGAUUUAGAUCGCUCGCCUAUGCUGGCAAAGCCCUCGAAAUAGCCACCGAUUGUAGAUCCACGGACAUCAGUACUCUUCUCGCUGCGCAUCUGAUGCUCACAUUUGUGGAAUUGGAGCUGGGAUCGUUUGAAGGGCUGCGCUACUACAUUUCCACCGUUGACGGCUUGGUUUACAACACACACAGUCAGCUUUUGCGUGAGAAACACGGCCCAGAAAUUCUCUGUGGUUUAUUCGACGCGCGUUCUGUGCAAAAGUUCGUUGCUGGUCCUAUCGGUCCACCGAGUACGCGCGAGUUGAUGAUGAAUCAGUUCUGGCAGACGCUGGAGAUUCAUAUGCCCAUCAAGCCGGAUGUGGCUCAAAGUCUUGGAUGCGAAAUGGCAAUCAUACUCGAGCGCCUUUGUCUGCUCACAACAAUGCAGCAUCAUCUAACGAUCCCAAGCCGCAUGCAAUACAUUGUCAUGAAGCAAUUAUCAGACUACUUAAACACAUUAUAUCCUACGAACCGGAACGAGCAGAUUUCCAAGCAUCAACUGGUGUCUGCCUACCAGGAGUGCCUCGGAGACAUGGCGGGCAUCAGAGAACAGGUUCUCUCGUUGCCCACGCCCCCGGGGGUUCCGCUGCUCAGCGAUGAAGGAAGCCAGUACACACUGGUUACUGACAUAGAGAAGAUUGAGCCAACAUCAAACGAGGAAAACGAGCCUCUACGGUUCGAUAGCCAUAGAGAAUCCAUGGUAGCUGCCGACUACGCAUGGUGUCGGAUACUGUGUGAUGAAUCCAUCAUCCUGGGAAUAACGAAUCCAUCCGGAGGACCACUCAGCCCAAUUAGCCCGAAUGCCAGCCACUGGAUGGAUGUUCUUGUCCGAAUUGCCCGAGGCAUCGACAUAUCUGAAUGUUCGACUAAGAAUAUUUACCGCAGAGGAAUCUGCGGCAUGUUGCUUCAUUCAGCAAUACGCUGUGGCAACACCAACACAAUUGAUGUUCUUGAAAAUAUUCUAGAUUGUCUGAUAUCUAAUGGCAGUGCUUGGGAGGACUGCAUGUUUUCGAAUACCCCGUCCGUGUCCACCGUCCGGGCCGUUCAACGACAACUCGAGCAGAGACGAAGUAUUCUGAUGGUAUCCUCACUCGACGAGAAUGUGAACCCAAGAACCACCAUUAUGUCCAAUCGAAUGGUUCGCACUCUGAUAUUACAUGGGUGGGAGACCGAUGGAAGAACGUUUGAUGAGACUUUACACCUAGACGAUUUCGCCACUGCUCUUGGAACGCCAAGUUGA